Molecule: messenger RNA, 1735 nt
Organism: Triticum aestivum (bread wheat)
Lineage: Eukaryota; Viridiplantae; Streptophyta; Magnoliopsida; Poales; Poaceae
Exons: 1
Coding region: 293-1546 (417 amino acids)
Molecular function (GO): DNA binding; protein dimerization activity
Source: RefSeq, a predicted model, not a curated record
AUCCGCGGCCAGCAGCCAGCAGCGUCAUUUGUUUGGCGCUAAGCUGGACUAAUGCCCGAUUACAGGGCUUAAUAGGCCUACUGCCGCCUAGCUACUAGGUAGGCAAUGAUGGUAGGCAGCCGCCGUGUUCGGGAGAGUCCGCGUCCGCCCCCGCCCGCGGCGUUGCGUGCGUACCUAUAUAUACCAGCCGCCUCGCCGGAGAGCGGCAGGGAGCUAGCCAAGCCAAGCCAAGGGCGUCUGAUCUGAUCUCAUCGGAGGAGCAGAGGAGGAAAGCGGAGCACCGCAGCCGGCGAUGGCGCGCGGCAAGGUCGCCAUGAGGCUAGUCGGGAACGCGGGGGAGCGCGCCAGGAAGCACGCCAAGAGGGCCGCGGGGCUCAAGAAGAAGGCGUCGGAGCUCGCCACGCUCUGCGGGGUCCCGGUCGGGCUCGUCUGCGCCGGCACCGGCGCCGGGGCUACGCCGCUCGUGUGGGAGUCGGAGGAGGGCGUGCUCGAGAGGUAUCGACGCGCCGUCCCGCCGGAGGCCCGCGCGGGGCACACGCACCGGGCCUACCUCGAGACGGAGCUGGGCAAGCGGAGGGCCAAGCUCGCCAGGGCGCGCCACGGCUGCCCCGCCGCGCUCCCGGACUGGGACGAGGCGCUCAACGACAUGACGCUGGACGACGCGCGGGAGCUGCUCCAGGCCAUCGACGCCGCGCUGCGGGCCACGGGAGACAGGAUGGAGGCGCUGGGCUUGCCUGCCGACGGCGGCCACGGCGCGCUCGAUCAGCAGGCCGCGCCGGACUCUCCCGACGACGCCGUCAUGCCGCAGCAGCUCGGGCACGGUGGCGGCGUGCCCUGGGCCGGAGGCUACCACCCCGUGGACAUGGCCGACGCCGCCGACUUCCAGCAGCUGCAGAUGGUGCCGUACGACGGCGGGGACAACGACGGGGUGAUCGCGCCGGGCCUCGCCAAUGCUGACUACAACUACUCGGGCUGCGGCGACCAGAUGCUCGCUCCGGACUUCGCCGAUGCUGGCUACAAGUACAACUACACGGGCGGCGGCGACGGGAUGCUCACGCUGGGCUCCGCCAAUGCUGGCUGCAACUACUCGGGCGGCGGCAACGGGAUGCUCGCGCCAGGCUUCGCCAAUGCUGUCUGCAACUACUCAGGCGGCGGCGACGGGAUGCUCGCGCUGGGCCUCGCCAAUGCUGGCUACCACUACUCGGGCGGCGGCGACCAGACGCUCGCGCCGGGCUUCGGCAACGCUGACUACAAGUGGCCUGAUCUUACCAUGUGGCACACCGACAAGGUGUGCGACGCAGCCAUGCCACCUGGGUACUACCCUGACGAGGUCGCCACCGGCGGCGACUACGUGAACGCACUAUCAUCUGGUUACAGCUACACCAUGGGCAUGGGCAUGGGUAUGAGCGUGGGCGACAACUUCACCAGUCUGGAGAGCAACUACACGGCGGCGCAUUGGCAGGCCGAGGCGUUCCAGCGCUCCGACGCCAGCACCAGCACCGGCGAGCUGCUGUCAGCUGCAUCAUCGCCUCGUUAUCUCUACUAGACUAGUACUUUUGUCACGGAAGGUGUUUAGGUCCACGAGGAAGAAAGCGUUCUGUUACUAGGGAAAGAAAAUUGCAGUGGUAGUUUCGUAGCUAGCUAGAAUAUCUUGGUUCUAACGCAAUCGAAGUUAGAGUUUUGCAGUUUAUUGCAUAAAUCUUAGUACUUGUAUUAGGUCCAUGAUUUUGAACGA